Molecule: messenger RNA, 990 nt
Organism: Spirodela intermedia
Lineage: Eukaryota; Viridiplantae; Streptophyta; Magnoliopsida; Alismatales; Araceae
Source: the annotation of a GenBank genome assembly
AUGGAUCGGCCGCCGGAGGAGUUGCAGGAGCUUGGCCUGAGGGAAGUCCUCCGGGAAUCGAUCUCCAUCCCCCGAGCUUCUCCCCGGACCUUCUCCCUCAUCACCCUCGUCCUCGUCUUCCCCCUCUCCUUCGCCGUCCUCGCCCACAACAUCUUCACCCACCCCAUCCUCCAUCGCCUCCAAUCGACCCACUACUCCUCCCCCUCCUCCUCCCAUGGGCACGAGUGGGCCCUCUUCUUCCUCUACCAGUUCAUCUACCUUCUCUUCCUCUUCACCUUCUCACUCCUCGCCACCGCCGCCGUCGUGUUCACCGUCGCCUCCAUCUACGCCGCCAAGGCCGUCUCCUUCUCCUCCACCAUGUCCGCCAUACGUCCCAUCUUCUCUCGCCUCUUCCGCACAUUUCUCUGGGUCUCCCUCAUCAUGUUGGUGUACAACUCCGGCUUCAUCCUCGCCAUCGCCGUUGUCAUCAUCCUCUCCGGCGGCGUCUCCGCUAUUCCCAGCCCCAGGCAGAUCUUCCUCUUCACCGUGAUCUUUCUUAUCUUCCUCGCCGUCCAUGUCUUCAUCGCUGCACAUUGGCACCUGGCCAGCGUGAUCACUGUCCUCGAGCCCGUCUGCGGCUUGGACGCCAUGAAGAAGAGCCGGGAGCUGAUGCGGGGGCGAAUUAGAAUGGCUCUAUGGUUUGUUCUGGGUUACCUCGGAGCCUGCGGGCUGAUCAGUGGGGCUUUCGGGGCGGUGGUGGUGCGCGCCGGAGAAGAAGAUAGCAUUCCGGCUUCGCCCAUGGUGAGGGUCCUGGUGGGCGGCGCACUGGUGGCGGUGCUCGUCGUCGUCAACCUGGUGGGAUUGCUGGUGCAGAGUGUUUUCUAUUAUGUCUGCAAGAGUUACCAUCACCAGCCAAUCGACAAGAGUGCUCUGUGCGAGCACCUGGGUGGGUACCUUGGCGAGUAUGUGCCCCUGAAGAGCUCAAUCCAGAUGGAGAACUUCGAAUUGUAA